Cannabis sativa is the source of this 1838-nucleotide messenger RNA. Its product is annotated as transcription factor MYB86. The record is from RefSeq and is a predicted model, not a curated record. The coding region runs from base 410 to 1507 and encodes 365 amino acids. NCBI's taxonomy places the organism in Eukaryota, Viridiplantae, Streptophyta, Magnoliopsida, Rosales, Cannabaceae. The transcript is spliced from 3 exons.
AAAGAAAAGAAAAGUUGAUAGAGCGUCGUUUUUGGGUUAGAUGGAGAUCUGGGUCCCGUCGUUUUGCGGACCCACCAAUUAGGGCUCCCUAUACAAUAGCAAACCCCGGUUGUAAAUGUCGGCUCACAUUCUACUUUUGUUUUUGUGAUUACUUUUAAAGGAUGCUUUAGGAGAUCAUCAUACUUUGAGUUUAUUAUUAUUAUUAUGCCCCAACCCCAUAUAAUUUAUCACCUCUUCCUAUUUAAAUUCUCUCUUCACUUUCUCCAUCUCAUAAUAAUUAUUUCUCUGUAAUAUCUCUACAAACUUAAUUAACAUAUUACAUAUAUAUAUAUAUUACACAAAGAGACAUUAAUUGAAGCUUAUAUAUAGUAUUAAUUACUGAUCAAGAAUAUAAUUGAGGUAUUAUUACAUGGGUCACCACUCUUGCUGCAACCAACAAAAGGUUAAGAGAGGUCUUUGGUCACCUGAAGAAGACGAAAAACUCAUUAGAUACAUCACUACCCAUGGUUAUGGCUGCUGGAGUGAAGUUCCUGAGAAAGCAGGGCUUCAAAGGUGUGGUAAGAGUUGCCGUUUGAGAUGGAUUAAUUAUUUGAGGCCUGAUAUUAGAAGAGGCAGAUUCACUCCCGAGGAGGAAAAGUUGAUAAUAAGUCUUCAUGGCGUUGUUGGCAACAGAUGGGCUCACAUAGCAAGUCACCUACCGGGAAGAACAGACAAUGAGAUAAAGAAUUACUGGAAUUCAUGGAUCAAAAAGAAGAUCAGAAAGUCAUCAUCUACUAAUUCUAUUAAUUCAAACACCACAAAUUAUAUCACUUCUACUACUCAACAAUCCAACAUCACUGAUCAUCAUCAUCACUAUCCUCAAAUGUGUUUCAACUCAUCAAAUCAAGUACUCCUAGACAAUUUCCUAACUCAAACAACAGAAUUGACGAGUAGUACAACAAAGCCCAAUACAGCGGCCCAAGACCAGGCCCAAAUCUUCUCCACCUCCUCAUGCGGCCCACUCUUCAUGUUUGACACCACGUCAUCAGGAAUGGAAGACACUACCACUACCACUACUGCUACUACCACACGGCCAGAGUUGAUCUUUCAAGACAUUAAUCUAACGGUGGGAAACAAUUUAAACUCAUCAUCAUCAUCAACCGAAACGACGUCGUGGAACUUGAACCAGCACCAAGUCCAAGCUCUUCCUCCUUAUAAUAAUAUUAAUAACAAUGCUAAUAAUUUACUACUGCCCACGUCAUUUUCUAGUGCCAUGAACGUAAGUUGCUACUUGCCACCAUUGAUUGAGAAUAUGGAAAACAUGGUUGAUGAAGAAGGAGAAAUGGCUUUGAAUGAAUGGGUUGAGUCUCAACAAGUACAAUGUCCCAAUUUUCUAUUUUGGGAAAACGUCGUCGUUGAAGGAUCGCUUAAUAAUAACGGGGCUCAUGAUAUUAACAAUAAUACUAAUGGUUUGAACUUGGGAGCUACUCAUACGAAUACGAUGUCUUCUUUCCCUUCAUCUUUAUAAGUUAUAUAAAUAUAUAUAUAUCUAUAUUAUAUUUUCUUUCUAGGAAUAGCUUUCCCGAUCCAAGUUUUUUGAAAAAGAAUAAAAAGAAAAGGUUUGUUAUAACUUUUAUUUUUUUGGGGGGUAAUGAGUGUAUGUAUUUUUAAUAUAUGAGGGAAACUACUAAAGCGCAGGUGCAUAUGAAAUAUAUGCGCAUUGCUAUAUGUAUUAAUGUUUAUUGUUGUUAUUUUUUUAUUGGGUGGUGAUGUUAAUUUUGGAGAGAACAGCUGAAGAGGGAAUAUAUAUAUAUUUUAAUAAAAGGGUCAAAGCGGCAAGCUGCAGCAAGUUUGAUGAA